AGAAAACAAGAGAAUUCGAACCAAAACUACUUAAAAAAAUCAUAAACAAAUCGAAAAUCGUAAAAGCCAAAUUACAAAACAUUGAAAACACCCAGAAAUCUUCAGCUGUCGCAGUCGCGCUGGAAAAUAGCGCAGCAGCAGCGAAAGCAACAACAAAUUUAACAAUCAAAGGAACUUAACGAAAACCCUAAAGAGCAACAAUACGGCAAGCAGCAACACUAACACACACACACACACAACGAGCCAAAAGAGCGCGCCACAUUAAAGAGCGUACGCGGAGCAGAGAAAGAGAAAGUUGUUGGAGCAGCGUCAGCGUUUUUCCAACUAAAACGAAAAUUAAAAUGAAAAUUUAACGAAGAAGCAGCAUCAAUGUGGAACACUUAAAGUGAAUGAAUAAUUUCAUACACACACGCACACGCUCACACCGCCACAGAUAUAACUGUAAGCGAAUGGUAUCAAAAUAAACAAAAUCUGACAGCUGAGUAGGACAAAGUGACAAAGCGAGCUGCACCUGCGACACACGCACACACACACUGAAACAGAAUUGCAAAAAACAGCAAGAUUCUUGCAUUUCGCACAACAAACGGCCGUGUGACACACGUUCUCAGCAAUUUUGAAUUAUUUUUGACUUGUGAAGAGUGCAAAAGGAGUGGCUUAAACAUAAAUAAUAUAAUAUUCAGCGCCUCGAAUCGCAUAUAUAAAUCUUCAAAACUAACCUAAUUCGAAAAAAAAACAAAACUAAAAGAUUCGUGAACAACUUCCAAAGACUAUAUUUGACAAGAUCUACAAGGCUCGCACCUUAGUAUAAACUUCAGUGCGUAAGCGAAGCUAAUACAACAACAAGAUGGGCGCUAAAGAAAGUGUCGAAGCAGCCGCGAAGAUGAAUGCGGACGGUUGGGGUCACGUAGAGCGCGGUAGUCGUUAUCACGCUCAUCGUCACAACCAACGUUCGCAGUCCUUAAAUCGCGGUCAAGCGCUUUCACAGGCAGAUGUAAGCGGAAUGUGGUGACAUCGGGGUGCCUCAGGUAAAGCUGCUGGAGGUCAGGGUGGUUGUGCCAGCUGCGCCAUGGGUAACAAGUUGAGCUGCUCCUGUGCGCCAUUGAUGCGCAAGGCGUACCGUUACG
This is a messenger RNA of Bactrocera tryoni, 1124 nucleotides long. Its product is annotated as protein still life, isoform SIF type 1-like. Gene Ontology annotation, cellular component: synapse; membrane. The transcript is spliced from 4 exons. The coding region runs from base 845 to 1009 and encodes 54 amino acids. Gene Ontology annotation, molecular function: guanyl-nucleotide exchange factor activity. Lineage: Eukaryota; Metazoa; Arthropoda; Insecta; Diptera; Tephritidae. Gene Ontology annotation, biological process: small GTPase-mediated signal transduction; activation of GTPase activity; positive regulation of axonogenesis. The record is from RefSeq and is a predicted model, not a curated record.